AUAAAGGGAAACUGGGACCGAGCAGAGUCUCGCUGGGUGGUGACGUCACAACAAGAACGAAUGUUUUGAUAAGCAAAGAUUCUUACUAGUAAGUUAGGUCAGAAUAUGAGAAAAUGCCGACUAGAUGUGUUGUUGAUGGGUGCUCAAACACCUCAGAUUUUACGAAAGGUAUAUACUUGCAUAAGAUCCCAUUUCAUAACGACAAUCGCCCAGAAGCAAAGUCCAGGAGGAAGCAAUGGAUGAUUUUGUGAAGACAAAGCGAGCAAAUUUCAACCCCUCGGCUACCUCCGUCUUAUGUUCUACACACUUCCUACCAGAGGAUUAUAAUCAGAGAUUUGAUUUUGUCUCGAAAAAUCGUCCUCAGUUAGUUAAAGAUGAGGUUGGGACUGUUGCCAUCCCAAGGAUUUAUGUCUGCAACCAUGAAGAGCAAACAUGCAAACUGUCGGAUCGUGAUCGUCGAAAGGCUUUAAAAGAUGCCAUUGCCUCCGUGUCUUCAACGAUAGAAGUUGAGUUGCCGGUGCGAGAAGUAGUCGAACAACAACAAUAA
Molecule: messenger RNA, 547 nt
Organism: Actinia tenebrosa (Australian red waratah sea anemone)
Lineage: Eukaryota; Metazoa; Cnidaria; Anthozoa; Actiniaria; Actiniidae
Source: RefSeq, a predicted model, not a curated record